Messenger RNA from Hyla sarda, 2110 nucleotides. RefSeq names its product outer dynein arm docking complex subunit 3 (gene ODAD3). The record is from RefSeq and is a predicted model, not a curated record. Lineage: Eukaryota; Metazoa; Chordata; Amphibia; Anura; Hylidae. The transcript has 15 exons. Gene Ontology annotation, biological process: cilium movement; outer dynein arm assembly. Bases 189 to 1874 code for a protein of 561 amino acids. Gene Ontology annotation, cellular component: cilium.
UUUGUUAAUUUAGCGAAAAUGAAAGCUAGUUGGGUGAUAAGAAACGACGUGAGGGGUACCAACAUGGCUGAUAGGUCCUUAGCCAAUGGGGAGCUGUGUCUGCCGUUGUUAGGGAAACGGUUGCUUGGCAACAGAGUUGUUGAGGCACAGAGGAGCACAGGCUGCUGGAGACAGAUAACAAGGCAGCCAUGCCCAGUACCGCGACUCUUUCCAGGGUGAAGCCUCCCAUUCAUGAGCAGAUCACGGAGCUACAGAAGAAAAUCCAGCUGCUGGAUGGCGACCACAAGGCGUAUCAGGAGAGCGCCAGCGCAGCCGUCCAGAAGAACUGGGAGACCAUUCAGUUCCUGCGGCAGGAGAACAAGAAGCUGCAUAAGAAGUUGGCUGAUGCCCUUGCGGGUGAUGAGAAGGUGAUCAAGGAGGCUUUCCAUAGUCAUGUGGUGGAGAAGGCGGCUAUGAGGAGCAAAAGUGGACAAGCUGCUGUCCAGAUAAUGGACCAGAAACUCUGCGACAAGAUCAAACGUCUCAACGCCUUACACCACCAGACAGAGGUUCGGAGGAAACGCUUGGAGGAACUGCAGACUAUAUACAAGCAGAACGCUGCUGGGGAGCAAGAGAAGCCAGAGAAAGAUGGAGAGCUGGCACAGGAAGAGCGGAAUGAAGUCACUGAACAGGAGGAAACUCCUCAUCAGACUCUGCGCCUAUUGGAAAAUCGACUGGAAAAAGCCCAACUGAAAUUACAGGAAUCAGAACACAUAUACAGCGUGUACCAGAAGCUCAAAGACCAUAUGCAGGAGGAGAGCCUGACCUUUCAAUCACAGCUGGAUCUACUAGAGGCUGAGAUCCUCCGCCAGAGGAAUGAAUUGAAGGACCUUCAGAUGAUGAACAAGGAUGCGGUGAUGUCACGGGAUGCUGCUCGGGCAGAACUUCAGCGCCAGGAGGAGGAGUUUCACCGCGAGCGCAGGGAAAGGGAGCGAAUCCUUCAGGAAUACAAGCGUCAGGCCGAAGAGAGACGCAUGUAUGCUGAGCGAGCAGAAAGAAGGGCUCAGCGUGUGACUUUACCUGGAGAGGACACUACUACUGACAUCCAACUGGUAUCUAAUGUACACGAGGAGGAAAAAGCCAUCCAGUCCUAUCAGGAGGCUUUUCACAGGAUUAAGGAGGCCACAGGGGUGACAGAUACACAGGAAGUGGUGAGACGCUUCAUUGCGCAGGGAGAGACACACAAACACCUGGAGGAACUGAAGAGCGAGAAUGAGAGGACUUUGGUGAGGCUUAAGGAGGAAAAGGAAAGAUUGCAAGAUGCCUUCCAGGAACUAAAGUAUUCAGGGGAAGCCAAGCUAUCCAGCGGUCAACAGGUAUUAGAAGAGCUUCAAGCUCAUCUACAGAAGGAAGAGAAAAGACGGGACAAAUAUAAGGAAGAGAUGGAGAAAAUGACCAAAAUCUUGGUGGCAUCAAAAGCUGGAGUGGAGCACCUCGCUACCAAAGUGCAGCAUAUCAAGGUGCCCAGGAGCCAUUUUCCUGCAAAGGAUCCGUCUUCUCUGACUGAUGAGCAUAUCCUGGAUCUCUUGGACAUCACUGAUCAGAAGUUGCUGAAACUCCUGGAGGAGCUAGAUGAUCAGAACAUUGAAGAGAUCCUACGGCAGAUGGAGGAAGAGGAGUUCCAGGCUUCCAUUGAGGGCAAACUCCCAGCAUUUAACGUCCGCAUCCCGUUGCCGGCACAAGCCAAGCAGGAUACAUUUGAUGAUGACGAUGACAGCGGUGAGGAUGAGGGGGACGUGGUGACCAGAGCCAGUCUAAAGAAACAGUCUCAACAAAUCAUAGAGUCUAAGACCAAGAGAAAGUCCCGUCCUAAAAAGAAAAAGGGGAAGCAAUGAGGCAUAUUGGUGGCCAGCCCUGCCCUAUUAGAGCUGCACCUGAAAUACCUAAAAAAAAGACAUAUUAAAUAAAUUAAACAAUUCUAUCCCACUUUAUAGUUCUAUAUUUGUAUACCUGUCCUAAGUCAUGUAUCAACUCUUAUCUAUCUGGCCUGUCUCAUACUUCUAAGCUCAUCUACCUGUCCUGUUUUAUAGUUCUACGCUCAUCUACCUGUCCUGUUUUAUAGUUCUACGCU